Molecule: messenger RNA, 3376 nt
Organism: Pocillopora meandrina
Lineage: Eukaryota; Metazoa; Cnidaria; Anthozoa; Scleractinia; Pocilloporidae
Source: the annotation of a GenBank genome assembly
AUGAUUUCACGAAGUUCCAGGGGCUUUUGUUCCUUAAAGAAGUUAUUUCCUGUCGUGAUUGGAGGGUCAUCUAGAGCCAAACACACUCUUCCCGAUUUGCCCUACGAUUACGAUGCUUUACAGCCUACAAUCAGCGCAGAAAUUAUGCAACUUCAUCACCAAAAGCAUCAUGCAACUUAUGUGAACAACUUGAAUGUAGCUGAAGAAAAGUUUGCUGAGGCUCAAGCCAAAGGUUAGAGAAGACAAUAUUUGGACAAUAUUUCCGUAUAACCUCAUACUCUUCCAAAAACAAAGCUUUAGUCCCCAAGGCGAUCGAUUGCUUUUGCCUUUGAUUCCUUUACUCAAAAAGCUGCAUGCGUAAUAAACGAGGCAUGGGACUGUAUGGAAAUCUUGCCAAAUAUUUUCAUAGUCUCACUGGUGGAAAAGACCUCUUACCUUACAUUACUGCAGGUUUUCUUUGUUUGUUUUAUGUCGACCAGAUAUUUCUUGAAGUCAAAACAACUUGAAGGAGAUUUUGUUUUCAUUUUUGUGAUAUUAACUCUUUAAACCUGAAGAGUGACCACCUUUUACUGUAAAUACCUCCUCCUAUUUUUUGUCUCAGAUUUCUCAUUAGAUAAGAACGAUUUAAUGAGGUGGCAAGAACCUCACAAUAUUUGAAUGGCAAGUAUGCAUGGUGGAAUGGAUACAGCCACUGGAGAGGGUGGUAUCUAUACCCCGCCCCAAAUUUAAUCUCUGUUGAAAAACACCUCCAGUGACAUUAUUCCAACAACUUUCAAAUGCUGUUAGAUAAAAAAAAAAAAAAAUGAGAAAAAUGUGAAAUCAAUGCUCCUUUUCAAAUUGGUUACCAUACUUAAGGAGGUUAAUAUGACAAUCCAAUGGGGUAGUAAGGUACCUGGAAGGGUGGGGUAGGUCAGGUCAUGGUACAUCACAACAAAAGAAGGCUGUAUUUUGAAUUAACGAUAUGACCCUCCUUCUUCAGGACCACAGUCUGUGAUCUCAGCUUUGGGUGGAAAAUCCUUCACAUAUGAAAUAAGUCAACAACUUUUAAGCAGUUUAGUAUAGAAUCCAUCUUGAUGAGGUUUUUGUUCGGCAGGUGAUACCAGUGCUAUGAUAUCACUCCAGCCAGCCUUGAAAUUCAAUGGAGGAGGACAUAUUAAUCACUCAAUAUUUUGGACAAAUCUCUCACCUAAUGGUGGAGGUGAACCAACAGGUACUUUGUGCCCCAAUUUCACCAGUGCUCUCCCAGCUGCUCUAUUGUGAUUGUGGGUUUUGGGAUAGGAUUUGGGUAAUGUUAGAGAAGUUUUAACCAUUUGAUGCCCGAGAACGGCCAGCAUCUAUUUUCUCCUUACAAUAUCAACCCCAAAUCACACAUUAAGGCCAUGAGUAUUAAGGAAACAAUCACUAACAAAAGAAGCUCUUGAUUAUUAAACAAAUUCUCCUUAUCAGCACCUUAGGAAAUGUAUAGAGGUUAGUAUGAAGAAUAUGCAUACUGAUGAAAGGGUGUAGAUGGUUCAUUUUUCUUACAGCCAAGAAGGCCAGAUCCACUUUUUCAGUUUGUUUCAUUGUUUAAGCAGACUUACUUCCCUUUCUGAUCUCUUCUGGGAAAAUAGCUGAAUUAAAUUUAAAAUCUUGUUAUUUAGGAGCCUUAAUGGAAGCAAUCAAGGAAGACUUUGGUUCAUUUGAAAACUUUAAAGAGAGGUUCAGUGCAGCAACUGUGGCCGUGCAGGGCUCAGGAUGGGGUUGGCUGGUAAGUUGAUAAACUCCCAUCUGAAUUUAGAAUGCAAGACUGAUUUUAAAACCGUAGAUUGAAUUUAAAAUUGUUGGAUUAGUGAAUUCAUUAGUGCAGCACGGGUCAUUUGAAACAACCACAGCAAAAACCCUUAAAUGAACAGGUAGAGAGAACAAAGAUUAUUGUAAGAGGCAUAUAUGGGUAUCUAACAUCUUUUUUAGAUCCGAGUCUCACAUUCCAUCAGUGGCAAUCAAGGGAAUUUUAAAAGGGUUCCAGCUACAAAUACAAUGUCGUAGUUCAGGGUGAAGGAAAAAUUAGUUUUACUGAAGGCAAGGGUCUCACACAUUUGUGUCAAAGGGAGCAGGUUAUCUCACAUUCCAUUUGUUUUUCAGGGUUAUAGCAAAGCUGACAAGGGCCUGGUGAUCACCACAUGUGCUAAUCAAGACCCUCUUCAGGCAACUACAGGUAAUAGCUAGUAAAAUUAUAAUGGUUAGACCCCAGCAUUAUUGUUCAAUGUGACAAAAAAGAUAAUUGUGAAAGACACCAACUAAGUAAGGAAAGUAAAAUUUCAAGACAGUUUAGAAGUGUGUUUCUAGUUUUUGAUAUGCUGGAUGAAACUGGGAGAAGGAUGAACCUGGGAGUGAGAAAAAACCUUCUCUCAUUCAUUUAAAAGUCCUUAUUUCUUUCUUUGUUAGGAUUGGUGCCACUUCUUGGAAUUGAUGUGUGGGAGCACGCAUAUUAUCUGCAGUACAAAAAUGUCCGCCCUGACUAUGUAAAAGCCAUUUACAGUGUUAUCAACUGGGCUAAUGUUGCUGAGAGAUAUGAAGCAGCUAAAUUAUAGCAUAUUAAGUUGUUUGAGUAGGACUCUUGUUAUUUCUCUUGCAUGUAAACAUCAAAGUUGAAUUUUGUCGUUAAGCAUGUGAUAUGUUAAGGGUAACUGGUUUUGUGUUGUUAACCCUUCAACUCCCAGAUCAAAUUUGUAAUUCUCCUUACUGUCAUCCAUACAGUUCUUAUAAUGUUAAUUCAGAGUAUUUAGUAUUGGAUCAACUAAUUAUCCCCAAAUUGAUAUUUUUCUUUAUUUUCGUCACUUAUCUGGUUGAUAUUGUAUUGGUAUUGUAAGGAGAAAUUCUGUCUUGGUCACUCAUGGGAGUUAAGGGUUAACAUGAUGUGACAGUCUUGAGGGUCUGUUUUGCCUAUUUACAUGUAGUCAGUUUUACCAAACAGCAGACCAUGAGUGAACUGCACUAUGUGAUAGAAUGCAGAAAUGGAGGUCUUUGUAGGUUACUGAUAAAUCCAAAGUGCAUUUAUAAAUAAAUAUAUGUGUGCAGUUCCAGAGCUCCAUCAUCUCCUUUUCCUCUGCCUUAAGUUUAUAGUUAAACCCUGUUAUCUUGAUACGAUAGAAAAUUCUCACAAACAGACAGUAAGAAAGACUAUGGUCACCAGUCAGGAGAAUUCAUGUUCAGAUCCUCCUAGCUAAAGGAUUAAGGACAAGAGAAAAUAAAUUGAAAUUUUGUGUCAAUUCAUGCACUUCUGGCUGGAGUAACCUUUGAUGUAACUGUUUUAAUUCCAGUUUUAGGCUAUGUAAGCAAAUUUUCUUCAUAGUGCAGACCUGAUAUAUCAAACCAUAAAAUACAGAAUCAUAAGCAG